Messenger RNA from Procambarus clarkii (red swamp crayfish), 1405 nucleotides. RefSeq lists its product as uncharacterized. The record is from RefSeq and is a predicted model, not a curated record. Lineage: Eukaryota; Metazoa; Arthropoda; Malacostraca; Decapoda; Cambaridae.
UCGAGGUCGCAAUGGUGGGAGGGGCGAGGCUCCACACAACACGUGGGCCCACACACGUCACACGCCCCUAGAGUAUAUAAAGACGAGCGUUAUCCCUGGCAGGCAGGCAGGAGGAUAUUCAUUCCCGAGGCAGACAUGAAGACUCUGGUGAUUCUAGCGGUUGCAUGCAGCUGCUCAGCACAGCUGGUGUUGCCCUACGGGGCUCCCUGGGUGCUGCCCUCAGCCAAGCUGGAGGGAGAUGCCAAGUCUGUUGCUCUCCACACCCCUUACAUCAAUCCCUUUGCUUACUCCUUCGCUGCACCCUACGCUACACCCUACUCUUAUCCCUUCUCGUACCCACUCACCUACUCACUCCCAGCUGACGCGACCACCCUCAAAGCCACCGAGUUUCCCUACGUGUACCAGGAGGAGAAGGCCGUAGAGCAGGCUCGCAGACGUCGGCGAGACGUGGCGGUAACCCUGCCGCAGGUGUAUGCCGUGCCCACCGUGGCCAAGACCAAGGUUGAGACCACGCAGUUCGAACCUGUUAAGGCUGCCACCCCUGCCGACACCACCAAGCUCGAGCUCACCACCAAAGAACACGAAUUCAAUGUUCCCGCCGUCAAAUACGUCCAGCCCGUCGUCAACCUGAAGCCAGUCACUUACUCACCUGUCUCUACUGCCUUCCCUUAUGCAGCCCUACCCUACACUGCCCCUUUCUCUGCCCCUUACUCUGCGUUUCCCUACGCUGCUCCUUACCAUGCUCUACCCUACACUGCCCCAUAUGCAGCACUCCCCUACAACUUCGCACAUGUCCCAGUGGUAAAAUUCAAAGAAUAAAUUAUUUACAAACAAUACCUGAAGAUCAUAUUGUUUUAGCUGGGUCGUCUGUGUUUGUAAUGCAUAAAUUUCUUUAAAUAAUGGUAAUGUCUUCUCACAGACGUAUUAACAUAAGACAGAAACUCACACUUAUAUAUUUUAUGUAAAGUCUUAAAAUACAAUAGUCUUUUGCACUCUCUGGAGUGCAUUAUCAAGGUCUGAGUAUGUGGUUUAAACAAUUCAUCUGCAAACCUUGUACCUUGAUAAUGCACUCAGGAGAGUGCGAAAGACUUGUAAUUCAAGUCUUGACAUAAAAUACAUCAACACAUAAGUGUGGGUUUUUAUCCUAUAUAUUUCUUUGUUGCAUCAGUUUGAAGAACAUAACGUUAAAUCACAGGAAGAAAUCAACAUAUUAUACAGUCCUGUUUCCCAGAAAUAUUCCUGCAUAAACUCAUUUCCCCCCUCCCCCCCUCCAAAAAAAUAUGCAUAACCGACCAAGACAAAAUACAGCACUGAAGAACUUGAUUACCUUUCGGACAAGUCAAAGUUUUCGUCUUUAAACUGUAUUUGAGAAAAAAAGCAUUUGUCAAUAAAUAUAAUAAUACAA